AUGAUUGUCGACCGAACAUCAGCGAAGCUCGGCUCUCCAACCGAGUUGGUACUUGGCAUCGACGCAGACCAUUCCGGUAUAUGCAAAUUCUCUAGUCGCGAUAGUGCAGACUUCAUAUUGGUGGCGCGCCAUAUUCAGUCCUUCGCCAACAAGGCACUAGGCAUGGCAGACAGCGACCGAAAUCCACGUGAUUUAUCCUCUCUCGGCAGCAUUCGACUUCUGGGAGAUCUUAGGAGGGACGAGGGCAGAUUAUCUGAAGCAGUAGACAUUUUUCGAAGAGCAUUGGAUAUUUGCGAGGUGUCUUUUGGUCCGAGUGAUCCGGAAACCAGGAGAGCUCUCCUAGACCUAGCUUGGGUUCUAGAGACAGAGACCAAAUAUGCCGAAGCAGAGCGUCUCUGCCGACGGGCGCUUGCCGCCGAGGAAGCCGUACCAAAUUUAAUUAACAAGAAAACACUAUUGGACACCAUCGGAAUCCUGGGACUCGUCCUCUGGAGACAGGAGAAUUACGCAGAGGCUGAACAAAUGAACCGACAGGCGGUGGAAAUCAGCAAGGUCCUUCAUGGACCUGAAAGCACAGCGACCUUGAAUUACUACUCAACCUUGGCAAGAGUGCUUGAAGAUUCUCAGAAGUUGCAAGAGGAAGAAACGAUUUUGAGGCAAGCUAGAGACAUUUCAGAGGCGCAGCAGGGCCCAGAGAUGCAGGACCCCCUGCAAUGGACGAGAAGGCUUGCGAGAAAUCUUCGGAUGCAGGGUCAAUAUAGCGAGGCGAUGGCCAUUUACGGGACAGUGAUAGAUCCUACAACAAGCGCAACCAGCCCGGACCAAGAAGAGACCCUGAACAUUCAGAGUGGGAUUGCCCGAGUACUCCAGGACCAGGGCCGGCAUAGCGAGGCGACCGAGUUGUGGAACCAAGUGUGGUCAGAAAGGACUCGAAUAUUCGGGCCAGAACAACCCUCUACCCUGGAAGCCCUCACCGACUUGGCUUCGUCUUUGGAGCGUCAAGGGGAAUACAUAAGGGCAGAAGAACUCCACCGCCGUGCAUUAGAUGCAAGUUAUAGAGUUCUUGGGACCGAUAACGAAAGCACGCUUGUGCGUGUAUACUUCCUCGCCGGGGUCUGUCGACGCCAAAAUAAAUACACAGAGGCAGAGACGAUGUACCGACGAGCCUUGGAGAUGAGCCGGAGGAUACUGGGAUCUAGGCAUCAGUUUACAAUAAACUGUGUCAAUUUUCUUGCGCAAAUGCUCCGCAGGCAGGGAAACAAUGCAGAAGCAGGAGAAGUUUUACAUCAGUUUAUCCAGGUAAGACUCGAAGUGCUUGGUUCACACCUACUGUAG
Penicillium daleae is the source of this 1335-nucleotide messenger RNA. RefSeq lists its product as uncharacterized. Lineage: Eukaryota; Fungi; Ascomycota; Eurotiomycetes; Eurotiales; Aspergillaceae. The record is from RefSeq and is a predicted model, not a curated record. The transcript has a single exon. Bases 1 to 1335 code for a protein of 444 amino acids. Gene Ontology annotation, molecular function: protein binding.